UAUAUUGCUUAGUGUCUAUUGCACAUUUUAAAUAUAUUGAUGUGAAACAAAUCAUUUUGAGUAAACGUUUGCCCAAUAAAUUUAAAUGAAAUGACUUCUGCAUUGUAUCUUGAACAUUAUUUAGAUGGUUUGGAGCAUCUGCCGAAUGAAUUACAGCGUAAUUUUACUCUAAUGAGAGAAUUAGAUUCGCGUGCACAAACUCUGAUGAAGAGCAUUGACGAAAAAGCCGAUGAGUUUAUGAAAACGCUGGUGAAAGACAAAGACUCCAUACCAGAGGAGGCUCGCAAAGAAAAAUUAAAAGCAAUCCAAGACAUGUUUAACAAAGCAAAGGAAUACGGUGACGACAAGGUACAAUUGGCUAUUCAAACAUAUGAAUUAGUGGACAAACAUAUUAGACGAUUGGAUUCGGAUUUGGCGCGUUUCGAAGGUGAAAUUCAAGAUAAAACAUUGACAGCUGCUAAGACAACAAAAACAGAUGAAUCAGCACCAAAACGUGGCCGGAAACGUAUUAAAGAUAUCAAAGUUCCAAUGAAUAAAAAGAAGCGUGCAGCGCCGAGUGCAUUGUCAUCGGAAGAGGAAUCGCGAGCAGAAACCGUUAAAACGCCGAAGAGCACCAAAAAGCAGAAGGUAAUUCAAGAAAAAGAGACUCGCAAAACUACAAAGAAAACAACAGAGACAGAGGAACCGAAAACAGAGCCGACUGGACAUACUACACCGCACCCGAGUGAUGUUCUUGAUAUGCCGGUUGAUCCAAAUGAACCGACCUAUUGUGUGUGCCAACAAGUAUCUUACGGUGAAAUGAUUGGCUGCGAUAAUACAGAUUGUCCGAUCGAAUGGUUCCACUUUGCUUGCGUUGGAUUAACUACAAAACCGAAGGGCAAAUGGUUUUGUCCGAAAUGUUCACAGGAUCGCAAGAAGAAAUAAACAAUGAACACAUCGAUCCACAAAUUAAAUUUGAUAAUUUGUAUUUUAAUUUUAUUUGCAUCACACGGACAAACACACAAACAUUUUCACACAUACGAUCACUCCUGUAUACAGGCAAAAACUCUUCAUACACAUUUAUGCAUAGUUUGAUGAAACAACAUAAUGUUCAACUGUAUCUAAAAUUAUUUGUUUAUAUGCAGUUUGAUUUCUUUUGUGAGCACCAUGUUGAGCAUUUAAUAGAAAAGUUGCAAACCUCUUCUGUUUUUUUUUCAAGAUUGAAGUCCAUCUGAAGAGGCAGCUAAACGCUAUUUACACUCUUCUUUCAAUUUUAUGUAUGCUGUGGAGCAAAAUACAUGAAUCGGACUCGAUGCUUCACGUCGUCUUUUAUUGAUACGCUCAAUGUACAAAAUCGAAACAGAAAUGCAGCUCAACAAAAGUUUAUUUAAAAAAAAAACGGAUUUUUUGCUUGGAUAUUGUGGUGGCUGCGCACAUUCACCUUCAACUCGCUUUAAAUCCUGUCGGAGUACAUUUCUUUAUGAAAUAAAAAAAAAACAAUGUUAACAUUUUCACAUAUUUGAAUACCAGUUACAAAGUAGCAUUAGCGCUGCCGAUUUACUAUUAUUUUUUUAUUAUGUAUGUUUGUUCCUUUUGUUUGUUUAUCGUUAUUGAAUCAACGAUCAAAAGUGCUGAAAAUUGAAAAUAGUGAAACGAUUUUCAAUGUUCAAAAUCCAAUAUUUGCCACGAGAAAUGAAAAAAAGAGUAAAAUAUUGUAUUAGCGUAUUUUAUACUUUAGUAUGUAAGACAAUAAAUCUCUCCUAGCAUUAGGAUGCAAACAAAUUCACCAUUUUUUUUGGUGACCUGACGACCAUCAACACGUAAACACACAGACACACAUACUCAACAGAUUUACACAAAUACAUACCAACAUUAACGAUUAAAACAGUUUUAUGAUUAAUUUCGUAAAUUUCUAUUAAAAACUAAUUAUUUACACAUAUUCGAUAAUCCAAUU
Molecule: messenger RNA, 1933 nt
Organism: Contarinia nasturtii (swede midge)
Lineage: Eukaryota; Metazoa; Arthropoda; Insecta; Diptera; Cecidomyiidae
Gene: Ing5
Product: inhibitor of growth protein 4
Exons: 6
Coding region: 91-924 (277 amino acids)
Biological process (GO): regulation of DNA-templated transcription
Cellular component (GO): nucleus
Source: RefSeq, a predicted model, not a curated record